Molecule: messenger RNA, 729 nt
Organism: Diversispora eburnea
Lineage: Eukaryota; Fungi; Glomeromycota; Glomeromycetes; Diversisporales; Diversisporaceae
Source: the annotation of a GenBank genome assembly
AUGGGACUAAGCGAUCUAGAUGUGCAAAUAGAAAAAUUACGAAAUUGCGAACUUAUUUCCGAAGACGAAGUUAAAGAACUUUGUAAUAAAGCUCGAGAAAUCUUAAUAGAAGAAAGUAAUGUACAAAGAGUUAACGCGCCUGUAACAAUCUGUGGAGAUAUUCAUGGACAAUUUUAUGAUUUAAAAGAAUUAUUUAAAGUUGGAGGUGAUUGCCCGGAAACCAAUUAUUUAUUCUUAGAUCGGAUAACAUUAAUACGUGGUAAUCACGAAUCACGUCAAAUAACUCAAGUAUAUGGGUUUUAUGAUGAAUGCCUACGAAAAUAUGGAUCAAUUUGUGUAUGGAGACAUUGUUGUGAAAUAUUUGAUUAUAUGAGUUUAGCUGCCAUCAUUGAGGAUAAAAUAUUUUGUGUGCACGGAGGUUUAUCUCCUAAUAUUAAUUCAAUAGAUCAGAUUCGCACAAUUGAUCGAAAACAAGAGGUUCCUCAUGAUGGAGCCAUGUGUGAUCUUUUAUGGUCAGAUCCUGAUGGAUGGGGAUUGAGUCCUCGUGGCGCGGGAUAUUUAUUUGGUGGAGAUGUCGUAGAGCGAUAUUUACAUAACAACAAUCUGGAAUUAAUUGCACGUGCUCAUCAAUUGGUAAUGGAAGGAUAUAGAUUAAUGUUUAAUGAUACCAUAGUAACAGAAGUUCGUGGUUUACCAGCAAAAAAACCAGCCCCCGACUAUUUCCUGUGA